This is a messenger RNA of Nerophis lumbriciformis (worm pipefish), 3895 nucleotides long. It is a transcript of the gene enpp1, whose product is annotated as ectonucleotide pyrophosphatase/phosphodiesterase 1. NCBI's taxonomy places the organism in Eukaryota, Metazoa, Chordata, Actinopteri, Syngnathiformes, Syngnathidae. Gene Ontology annotation, cellular component: cell surface. Gene Ontology annotation, molecular function: phosphodiesterase I activity; nucleic acid binding; dinucleotide phosphatase activity. Gene Ontology annotation, biological process: inorganic diphosphate transport; ATP metabolic process; nucleoside triphosphate catabolic process. The record is from RefSeq and is a predicted model, not a curated record.
AUGACGAGUGGCGGAGUGCGUAUCAUCUCUUGGAACACCAAAGGCAUGAACAACGCCGUCAAAAUUGCCGUCUCUGACCACGCGCCAAUCUCAGUCGACAUUAAAUUUCCGCAAGGUGUAACCGGCCGCACAAUGUGGAGGUUCAGCUCACACUUGCUCUCAGACAUUAAGUUCAAAGAUUUUAUUGAAACAGAAAUUCGUACCUAUAUUGAGUUUAAUGACACCCCUGACAUCGGAAACAGCACUUUGUGGGAAGCAUUUAAGGCUACUAUCCGAGGACAGGUGAUAUCUUAUAUUUCCAGGAUGAGGAGGACUGAGAGGGCUAGGUUGACGGAAAUUGCUAAAGAACUCCUCGACCUCGACAAUGUAUACGCUGUUUGUCCAUCUCCAACCCUGUAUAAAAAGCGUAUUCUGCUACAUUCAGAACAUGACCUGCUUAUGACGCACAUAGUAGAGAGACAACUGCGACAAUCCAAACAAUGCUUCUAUGAACACGGAGACAAGGCCGGCCGACUUUUAGCUCAACGGGCCAGGGCUGCUUGCGCAUCGCAGUCGAUCCCCAAAAUUAAACUACCCGAUGCAAGAAUGUUUAAUGAUUCCUUCAACGCCGGCCGCUUACCAAGGACCUUGUCAGAGGCUUCCAUCUCACUACUUCUUAAGAAAGACAGAGAUGCUACCUCUUGUGGUAGCUACAGACCGAUCUCACUUUUGAACGUGGACUGCAAGAUUCUGGCGAAAGUUCUCUCUAUACGUCUUCAAGCCGUGAUGCCCUCAAUAAUUUCGGCUGAUCAGACAGGUUUCACGCUGGGGAGGCAUCCAUUCUUCAAUACCAGAAGAUUGUUGAAUAUAGUUCUCUCUCCACCAUCUGAUACUCCGGAGGUUGUGGUGGCGCUGGAUGCGGAGAAGGCGUUCGAUAGGACCCCUCAUCCUCGCUUCCCCAUAUACUAUCGAUUCUGGAUCAGUUCGGUCGUUUGUCAGGUAAAUCCGUAUCGGUUAACGUCCUACUUGGCGUGUUUCCCCCGCGACUUGGACAAACUUUGCAGACGUCAAAGAAACGAGGCGGCGCUCCACUACACGCACACGCGCUUGGUGUCUGUGGCGUGGGACACCCAGGCGGCCAGCAUGGAAGCGAAGCAGGCGGAGGAGCAGUCGGCGUCCGUGCUCGGGUCUUUAGAGCCGGAGAGUCAGAGGGACAUGACUCAAAAGAAGAGCAAGCGGUGUAAAAUCAUCUCUGGGGCUCUAAUCCUCUGCUUACUGAUUCUCAUCCUUACACUGGCCUUCUCCCUGAACAACGGCAACAGUAAGAAAGGUGACGGUGAGCUCUGGCUGCAGUAUGAAGCGACAGCGGGAAGUGAACAGCCACAGUGUCCAUCAAGUUUCCCAAGGUCCCCCCUCAUCCUGGUGUCCUUGGAUGGUUUUCGGGCGGGAUAUCUGAAAGAUCACAUCAGCCACAUACCCGUUAUCGCCAAAUUGCGAGCCUCGGGUACAAGUACGCCACAUAUAAGGCCUAUGUAUCCCACAAAGACCUUUCCAAACCACUACAGCAUCGUCACUGGCCUUUACCCGGAAUCUCACGGCAUUGUUGACAACAAGAUGUACGACGUGAACCGGAAUGCAUUCUUCAGCUUAAAAACCGAGGAGAAGUUCAACUCCAAAUGGUACCAGGGGGAACCAGUUUGGAACACCGCCAUGCGUCACAAAUUAAAAACCGGAACUUUCUUCUGGCCCGGCUCAGACGUACAAAUCAACGGGAGUUUCCCGGAUUUCUACAAAGUGUAUGAUAAAAGCACCCCGUUCGAGGCCAGAGUGUCAACGCUGCUUGAGUGGCUGGAUUUAGCACAAAGCAAACGACCUGACUUUUACACUUUGUACCUGGAAGAGCCUGACUCAGCAGGACAUCGCUACGGACCAGCAAGCAGCCAGGUCGUCGAUGCCCUAAAGAACGUGGACCGGAUUAUGGGGAUGCUAAUAGAUGGCCUUAUACAGAGAAACCUGCUCCACUGUGUCAACAUUAUGAUUGUAUCGGACCACGGCAUGGAAGAAGCAUCGUGUGAAAGGGCAGCGUUCGUGUCAGAGUACCAGGACAACACUGCCGACUUCGCUGUCAUCCAAGGGCCAGCUGCCCGUAUCAGACCCAGCCGCCUGCCGGACGACUUUUUUUCCUUUGACUACGAGGGCCUGGUGAAGAACCUGUCGUGCAAGACCCGCGAGCAGCCAAUGAGGCCCUAUCUUAAAGAGCACCUCCCCAAACGGCUACAUUUUGUCAACAACGUGAGAAUCGAGCGAGGCCAGCUCUACAUGAAAGAAGGCUGGCAGGCGGCGCUAAACAGGCAGGAAAUGAAGUACUGCACGGGCGGGUUCCAUGGCUCAGAUAACCUCUUCACCAACAUGCAGGGAAUCUUCAUGGGUCAUGGUCCAGGAUUUAAAAGCAAGACUGUUGUGCCUCCUUUUGAGAACAUUGAACUUUAUAACCUCAUGUGUGAUCUUCUGGGUGUUCCUCCCGCUCCAAACAACGGUACGCACGGGAGUCUGAACCACCUGCUGAAGCACCCAGUCCACUUACCCGUCCACCCCGCACAGCUGUCACAUGACGUCCCCUGUCAGACCAGCGACGACCUGCCCACCGUCGACCUGAAUUGCACCUGCGAGGCCAGAACCACAGAUGACGAGAAACUGUUCAACAGAUUAUUGAUGGCUUCAAGUGAUGAUAAAGCUGCCUUACGCCACCUCCACCAUCCUUUCGGCGUCCCGAGUGUGGUGCUAGCAGACUCCACCUUCUGUCUGCUCCACCAGUCAGACUACAUCAUCGGAUACAGCCAGGACCGUCACAUGGCUCUUUGGGUGUCGUACACCCUCCCGCGUGUGGUCAGAAUACUGGACGUGACCCCGUCGAUGGAGGCGUGUGUUCGCAUUGAUGUCCGCAUACCAGCGGCUACCAGCCAGACGUGUGACAACGCUUUCGGAUUUCUGCAUCCGCCCAGGGUGAGCAGUGACAAAGGAAUGACCGACUCCCUCAUCACAAGCAACAUGGUGCCCAUGUUCCCCACAUUUAAAGAUGUUUGGAACUAUUUCCAUGUUUCCACGCUUCCCAAAUAUGCAAAGCAGGUGGGCACGCUCAACGUCAUGAGUGGUCCCAUAUUUGACGAGGACUACGAUGGAAAAGUCGACGCCUACAAGACUUUGGCGCCGAACGAGGUCCGCAUCCCCACACAUUUCUUUAUCAUCUUGACCAGCUGCGACAAUUCCACUUCGGACUGCAAAGGUCCUCUUCAGGUUCGCUCCUUCAUCCUGCCGCACAGAGCCGAUAACUCCGAGAGCUGCCCUGGCCAGGACGUAGGUUGGGAGGAUGAGUGGCUGCGGCUGCACACCGCCCGCGUGCGCGACAUUGAACUGCUGACUGGGCUGAGCUUCUACCACGACAGGUUGUCCGUGGAAGAGACACUACAGCUUAAAACUUUUUUACACAAUACUUGAACUAACUGCAGAUGGGCAUAGUAAACAACAAAACCAACAUUUCUGGCAUUAUUGCCCUUAUUUUUGUUUUUGAUUAGUGUUUUUUUUAAGCAUGUUUUUAAAGAUUUAGGAAAAAAAGAGGAACUGAUACAAUGAAAUACUGCAGCAGCAGGAUUGUAUAUGGACACAUUGCCAUUCUAUAUCCAUUUGUAUAUAUUUUUGAUACAAUAUUGAUUGUAGUCCUCUGUAAAUUGCACAUGUGUAGACCUUGGAAUGUAGUGUUUUGGUCUGGACUGGUGUAAUGGCACACUUUCCUUAAAAUUCGGUCCGCAUAAUAGAGAUCGACUUUCUUUUUUCUUCCAGGGCAGAUACUGAUUUAGUAGUCAAGGAGGUUGAUAUUUGAUAUUGCAGUAAAAGUUAUUUAAAGAUGAGAGCUGGACAA